AUGGCAGAGAAGCUAGGCAUUGCUGGAGCCUUGCAGCGCCCUACUACUUCAAUCAUGUUUGGAGAUGCAACUUCUAAGUCUCCUCUUGGAGUGUUCAAGAACUAUCACUUGAAAAUUGGAGAAUGCAUCAUCCAAACUGAUCUCACUGUGAUGGAGAUGGAAGAAGAGAAGGAUCUACCUCUGUUAUUGGGAACCCCUUCCUUACCUAGAGGUUCAGACUUUUGUGCCACAAUUGACAACACUCUCAGUUCUAAGAGUCAUGAAGCUACAAAGAUUGUGAAGGAAAGGGUUGACAAAGAACCAAGAGUUGGGAGAUAA
This is a messenger RNA of Microthlaspi erraticum, 318 nucleotides long. Lineage: Eukaryota; Viridiplantae; Streptophyta; Magnoliopsida; Brassicales; Brassicaceae. The record is from the annotation of a GenBank genome assembly.